AUGAACUCUUCAGACUGUACUGUGUCACUAUUUUCAGUAAGAGGUGUGAACAAUUUCUCUCAAAGCACAGUCAGCCUUUCCCACCAGUUGCACCCGGAGAGGAUACUGUUCCCCCAUCACCUGGAAAUGAAGAUUUUCAUGCUUCCUACCAUCGUCUGUUUUAUUGCCGCCAUUGUAGUGACACCACCCAUCCUGUUCUCCAUCUUUUCCAGCUUCAGCAUGCGCAAGGAGACUCGGUUCCUGCUCCUAGGGAAUGCUUUGGUUUCUGAUUUAACUUACCUGUUUUUAUACACCACAGCCUGCAUUUUUAACAUGACAGACAUGCAGAUCCCAAAACAUGUGUGCACGCUGCUUCUCUUCUUCCUGGCUGCAACCUACGGUGGUGGAGUCCUCACCGCAGCAGGAAUGGUGGUAGACACUUACUUGGCGAUUUUGUGGCCUCUGCACUACUUGCUGAUUUUACCGUUAUCAAGAGCUAAGAAGCUGAUUGCCUUGCUGUGGUUCUCGUCUUUCUCCUUCUCAGGUGUUUUGUUUUCAGUCUUGUACUUUACUCAGAAGCCUGCUCCAUGCCAACCUAACUUGUGUUCUGUGCCGGUCAUUCUUGUAAUGACGCUACACGGAGACCAUGCAAUCCGCCUGUUUCAUAUACUUUUUAUUACUGGGUUUCUACUGUGCUUUUCAAUGAUAUUGUGCUGUUACUUAUUCCUGUGUUACAAAACCAGAGAAAGUGGCUUAUGGAAAGGUGCCUCUUCCAGGGCCAACGUCACAUUCCUGAUGCAUCACAUCAUACUGGUCUUCCACUUCUGUCCAGUUCUUCUUCUAUUGGCAGACUCUUUAUUGUACAUUAAUAAUGUUAUAGGUCUCCAGACAGGAAUGUUGAUUACUGUAACCAUCUGUAAUAUCCUUAUUGUCUUACCAAAAGGUGUCUCCCCAUACCUAUAUGGAUUUAGAUAUAGGGCGAUAUAUAAGUCUCUCAGGUUGUUCUGCAAAUUCAAACGUCACAGUCUUGUUGCCACAGAUCACAAUUUUAUUUAG
Molecule: messenger RNA, 1035 nt
Organism: Pseudophryne corroboree (corroboree frog)
Lineage: Eukaryota; Metazoa; Chordata; Amphibia; Anura; Myobatrachidae
Gene: GPR148
Product: G protein-coupled receptor 148
Exons: 1
Coding region: 1-1035 (344 amino acids)
Biological process (GO): detection of chemical stimulus involved in sensory perception of smell; G protein-coupled receptor signaling pathway
Cellular component (GO): membrane
Molecular function (GO): G protein-coupled receptor activity; olfactory receptor activity; odorant binding
Source: RefSeq, a predicted model, not a curated record